AUGCCCUUGUUGGGAAAGAGGGAGGGUGAGUUACCAGUGGGGCUCUCAGCUUUCAAGUACUGUUCUGCUUUUUCCUCCAAAGACAAAAGCACACAAAGGGGCUGAGAGCCGGGCAAAGCAAAGGAGAGGAAUAUGCAGCUGAUGUCUCUGAUACCCACAGCUAGGUUUCAGUCCAAUUAAACCAGGCAGCUAAGUCAACUCUUACUAGACAGAGGCCAAAAAGAUAAAGAUAGAAAAGAGUCUAGAAAGGGGUGGAAAGUUGGAAACUACCCAGGGGAGGGACCGUCUGAACCACAGGAUGUCCCAGGCUGCUGUUGAAUAAUGUAAAAUCUCCCCUUGCAGCAUGGCAGGGCUUUUUUUUUUUCUUUCUUGCCCAAGAAUGAUUGCGACAGACAUGUGAACCUUUCAGAGUAACAGCUGUGUUAGUCCGUAUUCUCAAAAAGAAAAGGAGUACUUGUGGCACCUGAGAGACUAACCAAUUUAUUUGAGCAUAAGCUUUCGUGAGCUACAGCUCACUUCAUCGAUGAACAUGGAAAGGGCAGAAUGCUGGCAGGCUCCCAAGCACCUCCACUCCCUUCCCAGCCCCACCUCUGGGACCAUUUAAAUCCCAGGUGGCUCAGCUCGGGGCAUUCAGACCCAGCUCUCUGACAGCACCAUGAAGUCAGUGGGCAUCCUCCUCCUCUUGGGGCUCCUCACCCUCUGGACGGAGCUAGGCAGCAGCGAGGUUAGUACAGAGGUGAAACCUGGCACCUGCCCGCCAGAUUACAUAAGGUGCAUUCGGGCAGAGCCUAAUAAGUGUGCCAGGGAUUCUGAGUGCAGAGGAAAACAGAAGUGCUGUCAUUUCUUUUGUGCCAUGCGCUGCGUGGACCCAGAAAAAGUGAAACUUGGGACGUGCCCACCAGAUAACAUAAGGUGUGCUUGGGCAAACCCUAAUGAAUGUGCCAUGGAUUCUGACUGCAAAGGAAAAAUGAAAUGCUGUCAUUCCCAUUGUGCCAUGCGCUGUGUGUACCCAGAACAAGGUAUGUAACACAGCUAACGCUGA
This is a messenger RNA of Chelonia mydas (Green sea turtle), 1042 nucleotides long. RefSeq names its product porwaprin-b-like. The transcript has 3 exons. Gene Ontology annotation, cellular component: extracellular region. Gene Ontology annotation, molecular function: peptidase inhibitor activity. NCBI's taxonomy places the organism in Eukaryota, Metazoa, Chordata, Testudines, Cheloniidae. The record is from RefSeq and is a predicted model, not a curated record. Bases 656 to 1027 code for a protein of 123 amino acids.